Molecule: messenger RNA, 1275 nt
Organism: Coprinopsis cinerea okayama7#130
Lineage: Eukaryota; Fungi; Basidiomycota; Agaricomycetes; Agaricales; Psathyrellaceae
Product: ubiquitin family proteint
Exons: 13
Coding region: 136-1275 (379 amino acids)
Cellular component (GO): nucleus
Molecular function (GO): protein binding; phosphoprotein phosphatase activity
Source: RefSeq, a predicted model, not a curated record
CUCGUCCUCGUCCAUCCGAUUUUUGAAAGCCUGACUCAUUGACAAUAUCUGCCAGGAACUUGUAGCAUUUACUGAUUAACAUCGCACUGUACUCUACCUCUUUGUUUCUGAACAGUCCAUUCUCGAACGAACAUCAUGUCGGGAGAAGACAGAAACACAGUCCAGAACGAUGACUUGUCAGAUUCAACUCUUGGGCCCGCAACCAUGUCACUAGAGGAACCAGCGGAUCGUUGGAUUGACCUUCAGUUCUCGUGGGCGGGCAAACCCUUCAACCUGCGAAUAGCCGAAACAGACAGGCACGUCGACGCGGUAUACGAUCUGAAGACAACCCUGAAAGAACUGACCACAGUUCCUAUCGAGCGCCAGAAGAUUCUGGGAUUGGUGAAGGGCAAAUUGCCCCCUGACCAGUGCCUCAUAGGAGAUCUGAACCUUCCUAGCGGGAAGAAAUUCACGCUCGUCGGUACCCCGCAGGGUGAUGAGAUUAAAGAUCCCUCUCAGCUAGGGAACCUUCCCGAUGUUGUCAACGACCUAGAUGUGGACUUCACGGAAAAUCUAGCGGCUGUCAAUCGCUAUCGACACGAUGGUCGGAAUAUCCGCAAAGUCAAGGAGAUGACCGAGAAACUCCAAGUCAACUUGAUCACUCCCCUUCGACCAGGGAAGAAACUUUUGGUGCUCGAUAUUGACUAUACCAUAUUGGAUACAAAGCCUUUGACUUCAGGAAGCUUGCCUCCGGACGAGUGUGCCAGACCUUAUUUACAUGAGUUUCUGGAGGCAGUUUACCCUUACUAUGACAUCUGCAUCUGGUCCCAGACAAGUUGGAUCUGGCUCGAAACCAAAUUAGUCGAGCUCGGGAUGGUCGGAGCCGGCAAGAACUACCAGAUAUCCUUCGUGCUCGAUAAGACCUGCAUGUUCACAGUCUUCACUGAACGAGAAGGGAAGCCUUGGUCCCACCACGUCAAAGCCCUUCAAAUUAUCUGGAACCACUUUCCUCAAUUAUUGUACCCGUCCUCAUUGCCAUUUCUCAGCAACGCGUCCAAUACUGUCCACAUUGACGAUCUAAGUCGUAACUUUGCCUUGAAUCCCAAAGAGGGAAUCAAGAUUUCAGCCUUCAAGAAUGCUCACACCCAAGAAUCAAGGGCAGACCGUGAAUUAGUCAAGCUCACUCGGUAUCUAUUACAUGUCGCCCAUGUCGAUGACUUUCGAACAUUGUCACACAAGGAGUGGAAGAGUGUCGUUAAGAAACUGCCGGCGCCGACGUCAAAUCCGAAUUCUUGA